Rhizophagus irregularis DAOM 181602=DAOM 197198 is the source of this 1377-nucleotide messenger RNA. RefSeq lists its product as uncharacterized. The record is from RefSeq and is a predicted model, not a curated record. Gene Ontology annotation, cellular component: methionyl glutamyl tRNA synthetase complex. NCBI's taxonomy places the organism in Eukaryota, Fungi, Glomeromycota, Glomeromycetes, Glomerales, Glomeraceae. Gene Ontology annotation, molecular function: tRNA binding; tyrosine-tRNA ligase activity.
GAUUCUUAUCUUUUUGCCCAACAGAAUUAAAAAUGGUAGCGACUUUAGCUCUUUCACCAAACGACAUAACCACUAAAUUAGUUUAUAAUUAUUUAGACUCAAUUAAUGUAUCACUUCAAGAGUCUAGCGCUGAGAAUUCAACCUUAACUCUCGAAGACGGUAAAAUACUUACAGGAACUACUUCCGUAGUUAAUGGUUUGACCGAAACUUUUAUUACUGGUUUAGCAGCAAAAAAUGAAACUAACGCGGCUGAGGUUCAAAAGUGGUUGAAAUUAACUGAAGAAGCCGAUAAAAAUCCAUCUAAAGUGGCAAAGGAAUUAAAUGAACAUCUAACCACUCGCACUUAUAUUGUUGAAAAUUAUUUAACUGUGGCAGAUUUAGUUGCAUUUGCUAGAAUUUAUAAUUCUGUAGAAAAAUUAUCUUCAAAUGAACGAUUUGAAUUACCAAAUUUAACGCGUUGGUUUGAUUUUAUUCAAAACACUGCAGCUUCCAAAUCAGGCCCUAAAAGUGGUUUGAAUACUGUGAAGAUUGAUUUGGAAGCACCAAAAGUUGAAAAGAAAGUUGAACCUAAAAAAUCCAAGGUAGAUAAGACAACAAAGGAUCAAUCAAAAGGGAAUGAAGUAACUGAAGGUAAAAAGGCAGACAAGAAAGCUGCUAAAAAAGCUGAUAAGAAAGAGAAGGAGACAUCAACAGCAACAUCAUCAAUUAUUUCACCUUCUCUACUGGAUCUUCGCGUUGGACAUAUUGUCAAAGUUGAUAAGCAUCCUGAUGCAGAUUCAUUAUAUGUUGAACAAAUCGAUGUUGGUGAAGCUGAACCGAGGACUGUGGUUAGUGGUCUAGUUAAUCAUAUUCCGUUGGAUCAAAUGCAGAAUCGAGACGUUGUAUUAGUUUGUAAUUUGAAACCAGCGUCAAUGCGUGGAAUUAAGUCAUAUGCUAUGGUCCUUGCAGCAACGUCAGCCGAAGGUAAAGUAGAACUUGUUGAUCCUCCGCCAGGAUCUAAACCAGGUGACAGAGCAUAUUUUGAGGGAUAUGAAGAAGGGACUCCUGAACCCGUAUUAAAUCCAAAGAAGAAGAUAUGGGAAACUUUACAACCUGGAUUAAUAACUACUAAUAAGAAAGAAGCAUCAUGGGUUAAUAAUGAGGAUAAAAGUGUACACUUACUUAGAACUGAAAAGGGUAUAUGUACUGUACCAACUGUUAUUAAUGCUACUAUUAAAUAGACUAUUGAUUAUUUAAUUUAGUAUUAUUUAAAAAAGCAGUAAAAAAAUUAAUGUUAGAAUGUUACACACUAAAUAUGAAUAUGUUUGUUUAAUUGUUAUUACAUGCUUUUAAACUAAUAAAUAUAUAUCCUAAUAGUGUAAUGGCGUUAUAUAGAAG